AUGAAGCUCCGCGUUGCCUGCAUUCUGCUGGGCGCGACCAUCGUGGGUCUCUCGUCCGCCACGGCCCCCGAUCCAGCGUACGACGUACCGGCCGAAGGUCAAACGGCAAGCUGCACCAUGCAAGACGGCCACAAGCUCUCGAUGCUCAGAUUUACCAGCAAGAACAGGAACUUCCCCACGUACCUCGUCUGCCUCGACACCCCGCAGCACUGGCGUGUCACCAUGCCCGACAGGAGGACCGAGUACGUCUGGAAGUUUGACUGGGGAAAGCCCGAGCACUUCCACUGGGCUCUGUAUCCCAACGAGUGCAAGACGGGCUGCGCAGGCCCCGUGAGGGGUACCAGGACAGACAGGGGCAGCUGCUACGUCUUGCAAAUUAACCAGGUCGGAAACGAAGCCCUCAGGUUCAGGACCCUCGUCCAGGCCUUCAAAGACGGCGCCGACUCGACUCUCCAUUUCCAGGUCGGCAUGCGCGAGUGCAGUCACCGCUGCUGA
This is a messenger RNA of Pseudozyma flocculosa PF-1, 495 nucleotides long. RefSeq lists its product as uncharacterized. The record is from RefSeq and is a predicted model, not a curated record. The transcript has 2 exons. NCBI's taxonomy places the organism in Eukaryota, Fungi, Basidiomycota, Ustilaginomycetes, Ustilaginales, Ustilaginaceae. The coding region runs from base 1 to 495 and encodes 164 amino acids.